This is a messenger RNA of Linum trigynum, 3262 nucleotides long. The record is from the annotation of a GenBank genome assembly. NCBI's taxonomy places the organism in Eukaryota, Viridiplantae, Streptophyta, Magnoliopsida, Malpighiales, Linaceae.
CUAGUAUUUCAAAUACACUACAUUUGAAAUACACCUAUCCAAACGCAGCCGUAGAAGUUUCGUUAGCGGUAGGUGUGAGUAAGUUGCGAAUCUAUGCUCUGCUUGGUUAGGGUUAGGGGGGCGUCAUCGUCAUCAUUUGAGUACAACUGGGAAUGCACUAGGUAGCUAGCUAGCUAGGGUUUUAAUUUAGAAAAUGAAAAGGGAAAGGAAGUUGGUUGAUGAUGACCGUAUGCAGCCAUGCCGUAAUUGUAUGCAUGCGACGUCCACCGGACAGUACAGAUGGAAGUGCACUACCAUCUCGUACUCUAGCUAAUCAUCAAUGUAUAUAUGACCCACGUACAAAAAACACCAACCCAUUUUCGUACCCUUUGUUAUCAUAUUAAAUUUGCAAGAAAAAUUUUAUUCUUUGUAAUGAUUAGUGAAUUUUAGUGAUACAUAUGGAAAUUUGGGUUUCAUUUCUAACAGUCACAUAGAGACUGAAGACUGCAUGAAGACUGAAGAGAGGAUAAUAUUGGGAUAUUUGAGAGUUUGUAGAUUCAAUGGUAUUAGGGAUCGAAUUUGAUGUUACAUACUAUAAUAUAGGGGAAAAGUUAUUGGUGGUCAUUGCUUUAAGAGUAGAUCUAGCCAGGGAAAUUCUUAAAUACUGGGAAUUUUUUAUAUAUCUGCACCAUAUUAGACGGUGUAAGAGUUUGAACUUGAGACUCGUGUAUUAUCAGAGUAAGUUGUAUAUGUGUUAAAAAUAACCUAGAGGAUAAAAUCCUCUGGAUUCGUAAUCCCUAUGGCUCUUCUCUUCUAGUUUAUACAAGUUCAACAUGUUAAGUAAAAACACUAAGUUUGUGCUAGAAGUGGCCUUCAAUUCUUGCUUCUAUUAUUCAGAUAACAAAGGAAGCAAAGGAUUGUGUUCAAGAGGACAAAAUAUUUUCUAUGCUAAGUAUUUCUCGAAGUUUACUGGCAUGCCAGACUAUCCAUUCAUACAAUUGCUCGAGUUCAUUCCAGUUCACUUGACUUAUCUAAAUUUCUAUGGAUUUAUUAGAUUUAGUUUGCUAUCAAUGUACUUCAACAAUGAGGAACCAAAUGGAUUAAUGAUGACUUGACUAACUAAUCAUGAUUUCUCGUCUCAACUGAUUAACCGGUUCCAGUGUUUGGUGAUCUAAGAAGCCAAAGAGACUAUUUCUAGAUGCCUCUAUAAUUUACGACAUAUUUAUUUACGUACCACUGUAUACCUAUUUUUACCCUUAUUAUUGAUCAUUCUUGGGCAUUUAUCUUGAAAACACUAUCUUCUUAUUCUAUUUAAUGCUAAGUUUUGUUCUUUCGACAUAUUUCAGCUGCUAGCACGUGGUGAAGGCUUAGGAGCGAGUUUCUCAGUCAUGUGACUGUAGGGCGGACUAUGGCUCGAGAAGAAGUAUUGAACUAAUGAGUGAAUUCAAUAAUUUGAUCAAUACUUAGGCUCUCAUGGAUCUGCCUCUGGGCGGAAGCAAUUUCACAUGGAGUAAAGGUGGUAACAGUGCGACUAUGUUGCGAAUUGAUCGUGCUCUUAUAAGCACGGAGUUUGACUCGCUUUUCCCCGAUUGCACUCUCUCUGCCCUUGAGAGGGUUGAUUCGGAUCAUAAUCCGCUUUGGAUUAAGUGGGGCGAUGAUAAGAGGAUUAGGAGGCCAUGGCGAUUCGAGAACAUGUGGUUAAAGGAUGAAAGUUUCUUUGCCAGCCUGGACUCUUGGCUGUUUGAUCUGGUUGCUGGGUCUGGGUGUAUUUUUUUACUGUAUAGGAUGCUUCAGCAGAUUAAAAAGAGAAUUAAGGUCUGGAACAAAGAAAUAUUCAGGAAUGUCAAUGACAAGGUUGAUGAUCUUUUGAGGCGUAUCAAGGCUGUUCAUUUGAUAGAAGAAAUAGCCAACUUACUGAUUCCGAGAGAACUUAGAGGGGAACUUCAGAAUGCUCUUAAUUUGCAGGAAAUUAGAUGGAGACAAAAAUCCAAUGAGUUGUGGCUGAAGGGUGGAGAUCUCAACACCAAGUUUUUCCAUAGAGUUGCGAACUACAGGCGCAAACUCAAUCUCAUUGAGUGUAUUAGAGUUUAUGGCAGGUUGCUGGAGGGGAGGGAGGAGCUUGCUGCUGGUGUGGUAGGUUUCUACCAGAACUUGUUCAAGGAGAGCUUAGUUUACAUACCGUUCCCCAAGAAUUAUGGCCAACAGAAGCUAUGCAACACUUUGGCGUCUGAUUUGGUUAGGCCUUUUAAUGAAGCAGAGGAGUGGGCCGCCCUGGAAUCCUUUGAUGGUGGGAAAUCUCCCCGGCCUGAUGGUUUCACCUAUGAAUUCUUCAAGAAAUGCUGGUUCCAGCUGCGUUCGGAGGUGAUGCAGGCUUUUGAAGAGCUUCACAGGACAUGUACCCUCCCUAAAAGCGUCGCACAUUCUUUCAUCUGCCUGGUUCAAAAGAAGGAUGCAGUUGAAGAUGUAAAAGAUCUGAGACCCAUUAGCCUUAUGAGGAGCUUUAAUAAGCUCUUGAGCAAAGUGUUGAUAGUGAGAAUGAGCCCUUUCAUUUCUUUCCUUGUUUCUGACCACCAACAUGCCUCUGUCCGAGGAAGGCAAAUUUCGGAGGUAGGCUUGAUUGCUAAUGAACUCAUCGAUAGCAGGCGUAAGAGCAAAAAGCCUGGUCUUAUGUUCAAGUUGUAUCUGGGAAAGGUCUUCGACAAUGUGAGCAUGGAUUGCUUGUUUAAGAUUCUUUCGAGCUUCGGUUUUCCUCUCAAGUAGAAGCUGUGGAUUGGGGGGGUCAUGUGUUCGCCAGCUAUUUCCAUUCUCGUCAAUGGCGAGUCUCAUGGCUUCUUUUCUAGUUCAAAGGGUCUUAGGCAAGGCGAUCCCCUCUUCCCUGGCCUCUUUGUUAUGGUUAUGGAUGUGGUUUCUUUUAUGUUGGGAGCCCAGAUGCAUCUUAAUACCUCGGGUUCCCGCUCGGGGUGCGACCGAACUCUGUUUCAAUUUGGGACUCGAUUGGGAACGACGUGCAGCAUCAGCUUGAAUGUUGGAAGGGCAAAAUGUUUUCUUUUGGGGGACGCCUUACUCUUAACAGCAGUUGUCUUAAUAGCCAGAUUGUUUACUAUUGUUCUCUAUUCCUUGCUCCUAGGAUGGUCACCAAGAGGAUUGAAAGGCUGCAUAAAAUGUUCAUCUAGAGUGGUACCAGUGAGAAGAAGAAAUUUCAUUUGGUUGGAUGGGAUUUGUGCAAAGCCUCCAAGAAGAAUGGGGGUAUUGGGGCACUCGACAUUAAAUAUUUUAACCAAGC